Xyrichtys novacula (pearly razorfish) is the source of this 23435-nucleotide messenger RNA. NCBI's taxonomy places the organism in Eukaryota, Metazoa, Chordata, Actinopteri, Labriformes, Labridae. The record is from the annotation of a GenBank genome assembly.
GAAGGGUUUGGACAUAUGAAAAUGUUAUUUGGAAUUUAGCAAUAUUUGAUUCAUGUUUACUUUUUCUACUUCUUGUUUUAAUUUAAAGGGAAUGCCAUCUCUGGUAAGACUUAUUUUUGUUUUGUUUGUGCUUUGUGCUGUUUAAUUUGCCGUACUGUCAAGUGAAAUAGCAAGUGAAUGAGCAGUAUUUCUAAUUUUUCAUAAAAUAGUGAUGGUUUAAAAUUUUGUUUUAAAAUCUAUAUUUAAUCUAGAAACAGUCCUGUCUCAGACAUCUCCUUUAGUAUGUAUUAAGUCAAAUCUAUCUACAAAAAUGAAAAGGUUUGAUGGGCAAAUUUUCAUCUUAGGACAUCUGCUUAUUUUAGUAAUAAUUGUAAUGUUUUAACACUUAAUAGACCUCUCAAACUCUUAAUACAGAUAAUGUGUAAACCCUCAAACCAAUGGGAACUCCUGUCAUUCCAAAUAAAAUAACUCCAGUUACCAUUAUCACCUAUUCAACAACCCAUUUUUGGUUGCAAAUGAAUGAAUCACGAUAAAAACAUAACGCAAGGCACAUUUGAUAAGGUCCAGAAUUACAACAGCUUUUACCGCAUUUAAUGUAUUUCACAUAAAUACACUGGUAAAAAUCACAGGUGACAUAUUUACAGAGAGGUUGUGCCCAGAAAUGACAAAGGAUUGUCCUUUAACCUCAUGAGGUCACAGAGAUUAAAAUGAACUAAUUUCUUUACAUUUUUUGGAUGUACAAAAAAGAAACAUGAACAUGGCACGUGUUUAUUCAGCAUGUCAAACGAUAACAGCUCAUAGCAGUACCUGUAAAGAAGAGCUGAUUAUAACAUUAUGCUGAUGACAGCAUUUACUACUUUGCCAAAUUAAUCCAAAAUAAAAAAGGAGUUGAAUAAAAACUUUUCAAGUGCAAUCCUUAUAUUAUUUUCCAGCAAGUAAGUCAUAUAAAACAUCAAUGGUCAGGUUACGAUUCAACAACUGGACUGUAGUUUUCGUCAGAACUUUUUCUAAAAACUCCUGAGAGGAUUUUUUUUUUACAUUUAUAAAAAAGUGUGAAAUUUAUAUUGAAGUCUGGUUUUGACAUGCGAAAGCAAACAAGACCACCAAUGACAAGACUGACAAGUUUUACUGUCAUUCUUAAUGCCUGAAACUGUUGUGCAGGGGUAGGUGUCAGUGGAACCAACAUUGAACAAUUGUCUUAUUUUUAAACUUUCAGCCUUAAAUAUUUACGGUAAACCAUAUAUUUCACCAUCAAAAAUUGCAGGAUGAUACUUUCAAUCAAACAACUCUACCUGAGCAUGAAGAGGACAAGAUAAGCAAAAGCUGCUUUGUCCACAAGGGGUGCCAAAACUGACAGUCACAACAAAAUUCCUCAUUGGGGCUUUAACUGUUAUAAAAAUAAAAUGUAAUAAGUUAGAGCAGAAAGAAAACACGCACUUCAAAUUGUACAGCUGUAAAAGAGUUACUGGGAGGGGAUGGUUAAAUUAGAUAUUUUUUUAUAAUUCAAGACAGGAAGAAGAUCAAGUUGACAAAAUAAAGUUGCAAAAACAACAAAUCUGAGGUUUACUGAAGCAAAUACAAAAUAAAACAUUUCACAGAAUGCUGCGGACUAUCAGCAUGAUUUUGUCCAUUACCAUAUUAAAAAUAUAACUAGGCCUGCAAGCCAGAUCUUUACAAUGAUUUUGAAAAAAUGAAAGUGGAAAAUAUUUAAAACUUUAGCUCCAGCUGGUCGUCCAUUGAGCCAUAUACAAUUAAAAGAAGAAAGAUCAGCAGCAGACAGACAGACAGAGUGAACUCCGGUGGCUGCAUAAAUCAAGAGGAAAAGAGUAAAAUAUACUUUAGCGUCUGGCCUACGAACAAUUCAGCUGUUCUAUCCAACUGUUGGGCCAUGAUCAAAGUUCAAUAACACAGCAAUAAAAUGUUUCUUUACAGAAGGAGAGUAGUUUUGUUGCUCAUUGUGGAACAAUCCUCAGAAGCUGAUGAAGUGAGGGCGACGGAGUUUGGCUCAAUCGAAACUAAUAAAUGAUCGGAGCGGUGAAAGGUCACUUGUGAAAUUGAGAAAGCUUCUCGUAAAUUAUCCUGUGACCUCUCUGCUUCCUGUUAAACCUAAGUCUCACAUUGAUUUUCAUGAUUCAAAGGAACUCUUUGACUUUUGAAAGCUCCCACUGGAAGGGCAAGCAUGGCCUAUUCAAACUCUGGCCUGCACCUGAAUCGGUAUAGGAGUGUGUGUUCGAAGUGUUAAAAGGUUUAAGUUUAUACAUGGAUAAACACAAACUAAUCAAUACGUCUGAGGAGAAAGAAGAGGAACGGAGACACAGGAGGAGAGUGUGUGUGUUCAGGCAGCCGAGCUGUUAUGUAAGCACCAGCUGUGUGAGUGAAGGCCUGCUGCAGGAUGAUGAAAGCAACGCCGCUUCCCUCAACCAGACUGAGCAUCCACUCUCCCUCUCUCUCUCUCUCUCUCUGCUGAAUUAUUCACAUUAUUGAAGGAAACAACAACACAAACCAGCAUGAGACGCAGAGACGAGCGCAAGUACAUCAUGGUUCUGCAAUUCCACUCGUUACUAUUGGCAACAAACAAGAUAAAUGCGUACAAUUUCAGGAAAAUACAAUUCAGUGCUUCAAUGCAGUCUCCAUAAUCCACCGCCGCUAGCAGCCACCUCUUUGACUUUCGUGAUGAAACAAUAACGUGAGGCAACAAGGACAAAAUGAAAAAAAAAAAAAUCUGCAGUCUUAAUCUGGAUUAAAUUACAGUGUUCGUCAUCCCGGCUCCAAACCAACGCAGACCAACUCAAAGCAAACAAGGAGAAUGACGAAACAAGAACGGAUUCUCAUCUUAGAAAGUCAUACCAGUGAAAAACAUGCAAAACAUUAAACUCACAGAACAAGUGACUGAUUGUGUCAGCUGAAGAAUAUGUCCCUGACAUAAAAAGGAACAAUCAAAUGUCUUUAAAAAAACAUUGAUUUUAUGAGUAGUUAUGCCACGGACAAACAAAUAAUGUUUUAGUGUUGUUAUGCAACUUGAUUUAAGAUGAUUUUACUCCGGGUGUAUCUUUAUCCAACGGUUAAACUGUCCUUUUUUGUAAACUCAAAAGUACUAUUUUAGAUUGUCAGUCUUUCUAUAAUACUUAUUUCAAAAUGCUGCAAGAGAAAUGUAAUCUUUUUUGUUUGCACUAGCUCUUCAUGAACUCAAAACCUGAUAUCCUACAAACACUAGUGUCUUUUUUAUCUACAUGAUGUUACAUCACAUCUUUUGCUUUCUUUUAAAAUCCUUAAAAACUUUUGCUUCAGUGAAUCCUGAGGACUUACUCCUGCUUUUGGGGUCAGAAAGCAACUUGUCUUUGCUGUGAUACAGAUGUUUAACCUGCAUCAUUGUUACAGUGAGCCACAAGAUGAUUAUAAAAUUGAGGCUACUGUUAGGAACGAUACGUUCGUGGCAUUUUUGGUGCCCCCCUGUGGAGCAUGUGGAGCCCCUCAUCUCUGCUCUGAUUUGGGCCUGUAUAUGUUUUAACCUUCAGUGUGAUGAACUCUGUAUUAUUUAGCAGAAUAGACUAGACAGAAAUAGAGUUUAAUAGUGAUUCUAUGUUUGGGUUGAUGCAUCAUCCCCUGAAUCUUAAAACUGUUUUGCUGGGGCACCACUGGCCUUAUGUUUAAGCCCUAAAGGCUUUAGUCCUUGUUGCAGUGGUUGGUUAGACUCCCAACCAAGACUAUUUGCUGCAUCUUUCCCCACUCUGUACUCGCUGCAUUUCCUGUCUCCCUUUAGUUCGCCUAUCAAACAAGGGCAAAAAUGUCCCACCCCCUAAAAACAAAGCAAAUAGUAUAUAUUGUUAACUUAAAGUGAGCCUUUUAAAUCCACAAAUUCACUUCCACAGAGGCCAAUGUCUUGCAUGGCCGUGUUUCUACAGUAACACAGAAUGGACAAAAUGGUACCAUACACAAUUUCAUGUUAAGUUGUAUCGAAUGUGCCACUUAAAAGAAGAAGAAAGAGAGUCAUUGUUUGCAAAAACAAUUGUUUUAAUUGCUGUCUCUGAUGGUAAAACCUUGACAAAAGGAAGAUCACUUAUUAUGCAUUGCACAAGCUUCUUGACCUUGAAGGCUGCUGUAGCUGCACUAACAGGACAGGUGAGCCAGGGAGCAUUUCUAGUGAGAAUCUGACCACUUGAUAUUAUUAAAUAUUCAACCGUCUACAUAGCCUACUGUGGAAAAAAAGUGGUUUCAGCAGCAUUUGGCUGAUUACUUUGCCUGACACCUACCCUGUGGCAACUGUCUUGUACAUGCAGAAUCAGUGUUUGUAAGUCAGUGGCAUCAUUGAUGGUGAGAUAGUCUUAAGUAGAUCAUCAAAAGGCCAUAAAAGUGUUAAUUAUGUCUCAUAACUUGUUAAAAAAUUCCCCACAUGAGCUUCAAUGACCACUUGUGUUGAAACAGUGGUGCUCUAAAGUGAGGCUCACAAGUCCCCCAGUUCUGAUUUCUCACAAAUGAAAGCUAACAAGCUAAGGUUAGCAUAAACUAGCAUCACUCUGUAUAAAAUAUCUGAUUUAGAAGACUGACCCCAUGACUCCAAACAUGGUUUGUGACUGUUGCUACAUUUUUAGCGUUCAUCUUAAAUUCAUUGCUAAGCUGCACUGUCAUUCUGUAGUUUUUGCUGUAAAAGUCAGCUGGUUAGCUUUAAAAUUAAUUCUGUCAGGGUGCCCUUGAGCAGGGUGCUGCAGGGUGUAGUUGUCCUACAAUCCCCACACUGUAAAUGAAGAGCACAAUAAAAGCAUCUCUGACCACACGGUUGGAACAGACUUGGCAUUUGAAGAUUAAACUGUAGUUUGUGUAACUUCACACUUAAAAAGUUGCCUCUCAAAUCAGCCACGUUCUCAUUUUGCAUUCAAAUUAUGUUGCUCUGUUGUCUGUCAUAGAGCAUUUCUACAAUGCACCAUUUGUUAUCUUUAAAUAACAGAGGCUCCAGCCUCAAGCAAACAAUUGCUUAAUUUUCUAAGAAUGUUUGCCAGCCGUCACUGUGCAGUUUUUAAAUGAUGUUAUUAAUGAAUGUGACAGCAGACAAAAAUCCUAAAAUUCAAUGUAAUUUGUGUUAUUGUCCUCCACUUGGUGCCUCUGGCCUCCGGUCGCUCUAAAAAUCAAGACAAAUCUGAAUGUGUCAUUGUUGGAGUCGUCCUGUGUGAUGGAUCAAAAUGGCGUCAGAGCAUUUGAGCAGGCAGACGAAGAGAUUAUCUGGUUGUGUGGAAGGACACGCAACCUGCAAGGGAGACAGGAAGUCCUGAAGUGCUCUUUCUUUCCAACUCAUACUUUCACUUCAGGCCAGAAAAAUAUCUCACAGCUGUUUUUAUGUCCAUUACAGACAUGAAUAAAUAAUGUUCAAUUGAUUAUUAUGACAGGGAAGGUUACUGAGCCAAAGUAGCAAAGAGGACAGGAAGUAUGGAGUUAAGUUUACAAAAAGACUCUCCUCUGUGAUGAGAUGAGAGGACUUUUUCUACAUUUUCAGUUACCUUGUCCUCAGUUUUGGGUCAAAGGUCACGAUGUGAAACUGAAGUAUGAAUGUCUUAAAGCCCUUUAAAGCAAUACUUCAACUACUCUUGGCAGGCCAUUAUCUGUCCCAAAGGAAACUCUUCUGUGGUAAUGUCUCUGCUGCAAAUGCUUUAUGUGCUGUGAUGCCUUCUUACUGAUUCUGUUUGCGUUGUGUUUUAGGUCCAGCAUGCAGAACUGUGCAAAACAAGAAAGUUAAUAGAGCUCCAUCUCAACCUCUGAGGCCUUAAAUUUGAGACCUAGACUCCUGAUAAGACCAAACCACAGCGUACCUGCAGUUUCCGUUUGACACCUGGAGCCCAGGAGACUGAGGCGACACUGACAGCAACUCACGGCUACUCCAGAGGAUUAUGUCAUUAUAGCUGACAACUUGAGCUUCCCUUGAGUACGACGGCUACAAGGCAAAGUCAGUCCUGCUCUGCACACACCCCAAAGAAACCAUGGAUGACCCCUAUCAAAACAAUGUGAACCAGCAGGUGACAGAGGGUGGAGAAUACACCUACACCCAGGAUGGAGGGGGUCAGGAUGGCUACCCAUACCAGACAGACUACCCUCCACAGGAGGAGGAUGCCGCUAGUGAUGCCACAGAGGGCGCAGAUGAUGACGAGCAGAUGUAUGAGGGGGAGUACCAGGGUAUUCCUCACCCUGAUGAGAUCAAGGAAGCAAGGCGGGCUGCCCGGGUGGAGGCAAGGAGGAAAGCCCGUCAGGCCAAAGAGCAGGAAGAGGAGGAGGAAAACCUGCCAGAGCAGUAUGAAACCAUUAUGGAGGACUGCGGCCAUGGACGCUUUCAGUGGAUGUUGUUCUUCGUGCUGGGUCUUGCACUAAUGGCAGAUGGCGUGGACGGCUUCGUGGUGGGGUUUGUCCUGCCCAGUGCUGAGAAAGACAUGUGCAUAUCCAAUUCUAACAAAGGAUUGCUGGGUAAGUGAAAUAAAAGAAAAGAGGAUCAAAGCUUGAUUGAGAAAACUCAAAAAGAAGACACACCCUCUUUUUGAAAAUGCAGAGAAAGGGAAAUCUUUGUUUUAGCCUGUUUUGUUUCUAGGAGGGGAGGAUUUGAUGCUUUGAGGUAGAGCUAAUGCUCAUAUGAUAAUGCUAUCAUACUGAUGAAAAGCAUCAACAUGCUGCUGAUGCACUCGUACAAUGUUUUUGUUCAUCAUUGUAGUUUACACUAGUAUCCUGACAACCCCAAAGAAAACUCUUGAGAUGUGAGAAUCAAGAGACUCACUCAAUGUGAAUGAAAAUUGUGGAAAAAUUUGUUUUUCAUCCAUCCAAUGACUGUUAAGCUAAAAGCUAAUAAUGUCAACGUAGUGUUUAUUCUUCUAUUCUUACAUAAUAAUCAUCAGUGAACAGUGACCCAUGUUUGGUUUACCACAUUAGCAUGCUAAUUUUCAUCAGUGUUAGCUAACCACAGGACUUCCUGAUGUGUUUCCAUCACACAAUUAUCUAAUUCUAUUACCUGGCUUUCUUACUAACCACCCAGCUGUAUCGAAAACUUGAUUUUGAUUAGUCAAAACCCCUUGACAAACAGUUUUAAGCAGUGUCAGAGACAAGCAGACACCAAAUGAAAUCAAUAUGUGCAACAAAGUUACGGCAGAACUGUUAGGCUCAUUAGCAUGCUGACUUGUUAGACCUCAUGACAUAAAUAUUCAGAUUCUGUCAAUGGCAGAAAAGCUGGUCAAUACAUGUGUGUUACCGAUCACCACCAAGAAACUGAACUUUGACAGGUAACGAUAACAGCAACACUUAUGCUAAAAUGUGUGUCAGUUGCAAAGCUCCAAAAAUAAGGAGAGUUGAAUGAGGACAAAAGGCGGUAUUCAUAUACCCAAAGAACACCUGUGCACCUUGUUUUAUGUAAUCAUCAAUGAAAAUGUAAUAACACAAAAGCAGGCAGAAGUUCUGUUCUCCUUUUCUGAUUUGAUCUUUGAUAGAAAUGUUCAGGUAAAUUGUUUUUAUAUCAGCAUGCUUGUGAUUUUACUUGACUGUUUAUUGAAAUGUUUACUUGGAGGUUUGUUUGUGCUGCAAGGAAACAGGUUAGAGAAUUGGUAGUUGGUCGCAGUACCAAAUAUAAAUAUCAUUUUUAAAUCAGUAAAAUCAUCUUUCUGCAUUGUUGAGCUAUAAACUGUAUUAUUAGGCGCCCUUCGUUUUGUCUCACCUCAUCGGGAUUCUAGGUGGUUAUACCCAUUACCUCUUGAAUAAACCAAAGCAUAAGAUGCUGGACUCGUAAAAAGUUGAUCUGAUAAAAGGGCUGGGGAAUUGGCUUGGGUUCACCAAGACCAUUUGUGAGGAAACACUUACAUCAGCUCCAACUGUUAUGCCAUCCUAUCCAAAUGUCAGAUCAGUAUACUCUUGUUAAGCAUGAACACUUCAAUGCUGACCAUUUUGUUUAACCAUUUUAGCAAGCUAACAUUUACUGAAUGCUAUCAAACCAAAGGUACAGGGCUUAUUGCAGGUUUGAAAGGACUAAAUUAUUGGGAAAAUCAAAUCUUCUACUGAUCAUGGCACCAGUAUUAGCGUUUGGAAGUCACCCGGGUUGCUCAAAUCAGUCCAAAGAGGAAGAUUAUUUUCUGUACCAAAUGUAAAGGAAAACUAACUCACAGUUGGCGAGGCCUUUCACAAUUAGUCACAUUUUAUCCUCAUGGUAAUCUCUUAGGGAAUAUAAGGGGAUCAUUAACCUCAACAGUAAUACUCCUCUAUGCACCCUGAAUAUCUACAAAAAUGAAUAAUAAUCCAUCCAAAGGUUGCUUAUAUAUUUCAUUCUGGACCAAAGUUAUGAACAGGCAGCAGACAGACUGUUCCUGCAGUCCCUAGAGCUAUCAGCUAGCAUGGCUGAAAACAGAUUUAGCCAAGACAUCCUUCCAAAACAGAUAUACUGCCUUCUGGAAACCUACAAGCCUAGCUAAUUACAAUCAUCUGUUGAAGAGUUCCUAUCUUUUCCCAGAGAGGAGGAAGUCAUCAGUGAAAUGAUCUGCUGUUGUGCUUGGCUAGAGUAAAAUCCUGCAUAUGUUUGGCUCUCGAUGGCACAUGGUUGCAGACCAGUGCGUCAGACAGAAACAUCUCCCAGCCACUGGGACACAUUAGGGGGCUCGGAUCUUUGUAGGCAAAUGCAAAUUAUGAUCGAAACCAAUAUUGUGUGUCCUAUUACAGAAUGGGUCCACUGAGCCACACUGAGUCAUUGGAUGGUGAGCCUUGUGUGCCACGGUGCCACAAGUGUCUGGAAGCUGACUUGGGGGAAGCAUGAACACGUUAAUUGUUAAAUUAUCUUAGAAACCAGACAGACAGGGAAGGUGCUGCUCUAAAUAUAGAUUACAUUCUGAUUGCACUGUGUCUUAAGGGUCGUGUUUUCUUCAUUUAAGUGCCCUCGCCAGCUUUACUUGUUCCAAAAUUUUCAGUCAUAACAGUAAACAUGCCAAAAAUUUAGAGAAAUUUGUGUGCAUCCCAGACAUGACUUAUUGGCAAAUGUACCUUGAAAGCGUCUGUUCCUCUCUUCUCACACCGACAACUCAACUGCAAAUUAAAGCCCCUUACCUUAUUUCCCCGGCCACGUGUGUAGCCAGGCGAUGUAGCAGAUUGCUCAUCGCUCAUUUCAUCUUAACAACAGGCUCCUGGGAUAGCGCAUUGCACGAGAUUGAUGAGGAACCCAGUGGUGAUUGUAUUCAGUGUGUGUUCUUGGGCUAAUAUGGAGCAUGUUGCAGCAGUCAGAGAGCCUGGCGGCCUGCAGCGCCCGGUGCAGAGCUGUCAGAUACGCUUCAGGCCUCUGACAGGCUGUGGUAGCAGGAGGAAGGCCUGGCGAAAAUGAAAUCCCAGCGUCUGUGCUGAGCAGGAGGGGAGAGCUGAUCAUUGGAUAAGAAUAUGAAGUAGAUCUGCAGAAUGAUCUUGUGCGAUUCACUCCCAUGCUCUGUUCAAUACACUCACCAAAGCGGAAAGGUGUGUAUUUUUAACCCUAGUCUUGGAUCACUAUAAAGACUCUUAAAUCUUUUGUUAAAAAGAGGAGGGUAGCACUUGCCUUUAAUUGUGUUUAUAUUGUUUUAUUCAUAGAGUGGAAAUGUAAAAAGGCUUCAUUGUCUGGGCUUGAUGGGGAAGAAGAGAUCCAACGAACAAUCUCUUGUAAAACACUAAACUUGCAGUGCAGCAAAUGGGUUUCUGGAAUAAAACGAGAAUUGCAAUUUAAAAGGUCAUGCAUAAAUCAUGAGGCAGUUUUAGGAUGCUUUCGAGCUGCUGGGUAAGGAUAAACUGCAAGAUUCUUGGUGCUAUAUAGCUUUCAAUACUGCUCUGUUUUUGCACAGUGCACCUUGAGAAAUCACAUCAGCCAUGUCGAACGUCCACUUCUGCUGUGUCUUUCCUUAUUCCCCUUUUGUAACACAAAAACACAUUUACAAGCUAAAAAAACAUCUGAGCUAGAAGAAAUUAGGAGUGGGGAAUAAAGCGGUAGACAGUUAAUGGAGUUGAUUCUCAAUUUUGAGGUCCAAACUCAGUGGGGGUUGAGAGAGAGUUGGUAGAAUCUGCUAAUGCUAAUGCUAAAUUAACAAUUUUUCCAAUGCUUCAUGAAUGUGACUGAAACUAUUUUCCACAACAUUUGUGACAUGUUUACUGGAUCUUUCUAGUUACUCCUCAAUUUUAACUUCAAUAUAGCUACACCAAAGUAAUGGCUGAAAUUUGUAACAGCAAUAAAUCUCAGUGUUUUUUAAGGGGUUAUUUUCAUCAAUUUUGUCUUUAAUUUACAGGACAGCUGUUAAAUGGAGAGCCAUAAUCAGUGUAUGGGGCUCAUGUGAUUACCAUUGAGCUAAAUUGGCUGUCUAAGUGACAACGUUUAAGUUUAGCAAAAUCAUCCCCUGAAUAAGACAUAAACACACUUAUAACUACGUCUUCAAGUGAAGCUUGUGUAGCCUUUCAGGGUUGACAUUUCAGCAUUUUUAAUGAUUGGCUUUGUUCAUGUUCAUGUUUCUGAACUCUAUUUGUGUAAGCGAGCUUUUUACCUUUUCUCUACUGAAAUGAAACUGAAUUUAAAACAAAUGCAACACUACUAUUUCUUCUUGUUAAUAAUAGUGUAACAGGCAGUUUUUUGAAAUGUAGUGCAAGUCUGGAGAAUCUAAGCUCUCCUGGGUUUACAUUUUUUUCUUAGGAUCUAGUGUCUACGGUUAGAUCUGCUAAUUGUGCUGAGAGUGUGUUCUCUUCAAAAGCUGCGAGAAAAAGGAAAAAUAUUCCGUCCCCAUGACAAAUUCAGUGUCUCCGAUGUGUUCAAGGACACUUAAAGAAGCAGAUAAAAUCAUGUUGCUGCAGUGUUUGAUCCCAGGCCUUCGCCAAACAACCAGGCUUUCUAAUCACAAGGUCGCGCAGUCAACCUGUCCAUGUACAUAUCCAAGGCAUACACAUGGCCUUAAGCAACAUCCUGGCCGAGAUAUAAGUGACAUGUUCGCCUUGACUCUUUGUCUCCCUCUGCCCUGAGCAGUCUCUUGUUGAAUGAGUUGGGGAUGUGUGUGCAGCUUGGCGUGUGGAACGUCAGAGCAUUUGGAGAGUCUAGUAAUCCACGGGGAAGGUGCACACUAUGGCUCCACGUGCCAUUAAGCUGCUUAGUCGCACUGUAAUUAGGGCUGUGUGUAGUAAAAACACAGAGCAGGCAGGAGGUAAGGGUCUGAGGGUUUAAGCCACACGGUGAAGAGGUUGUAGGUUUGAACACUGACUGUGAGACAAGAGUCCAAAAGAACAUAAUCAUCAUAAUCUCCUCAAUGAAGUAACAGGGCUCUGUUGUUGUUGUUGUUGUCUUGGAACAAUAAAGAGAUGGCACAGGAGAUCUUCUACUAAGUGCUUGCCAGGAUGAACUCCAAUCCACUGAGAUUCAGAUUGGAAAUCUGCCAGAAAAACAUGACAAAAUGAUUUCUGAACUGAUAAAGGAAGCAGCCCAGAAACAAUAAAAUGUCAGAAAGAACAUUUCAGAUGAUGGCAAAGACAACUCUAGCAGGGCUCAUCAUGGUGAACAAUGCCUGAGGUGGAUUGAGGAACAUGAAUUUUGUGGAAGUGAAGCACUCGCAGAUGCCUCAAAAUCCCAGUGACCUUUACAUUUCUGUGAGUACCAUAAUCAGUGUAGGUGUAUUUUCCUGGUGCAUUAUUAUGAAUCUGCUGAAAUAUUGAUCAAGAAAGAAGCAUCAAGCUGAAUUACAGAGCAAAAUGUGAUGUUUUCUCUCGUCCUCUGUGUCCAUACAUGGGUGAAGGGAGCCCCCUUGUGGAGAUCAUUGUUCGUCCUCUCAGUGAUGUGAAUGAAUGCAAAAUCAUGCACCUCUGCUGUGUUUUUCUGUGCGAUCAAGACUGCUUCAUUAAACUAAGUUGUACAUAGAUGAAAUGCUUUAUAGUGAUGCUGGUGUUUUGUGUGUUUACAGGUCUGCUGGUGUAUGUAGCCAUGAUGGUGGGGGCGCUGGUUUGGGGGGGUCUGUGUGAUAAGAUGGGGAGGAGGAAGUGUCUGAUCUAUGUCCUGACCAUCGACCUGGUCUUCUCCUUCCUGUCGUGCUUCGCUCAGGGCUACGGCUUCUUCCUCUUCUUCAGGUUCUGCUCCGGCUUUGGGUGAGACAUUUUUACAUUCAUGAUCACAUUUGCAGGCCUCACCUGGACUGAAGACAACUCAAGUGGUCUUUUUGACAAAUAAUCCUUAAAUGACAGGAAUUUUGUAACAUUUCUGUCAUCGAAGGUCAAGAUAUUUGUUUCAAAAUAAAAAUGUAAGAUGACAAACAUUCCAGUAAAAUGAGUACUUGGAAAAACAUCCGUUCAGAAAACUUAUGGACCUUCAGAGAAGUGUAGAGCAAAGAUUUUUCAAGAGCCAAGUUUAGUCUCUUUAAAACUACAACUAAUUAAAAAGAGUCAACAGUACUUUUUGCUUGAUUUUAAUUUCAGUGCUAUUGCCAACUUCCUGCUGUCACCAGCACCUCGGAGUUGUGCACGAAUUGAUUUUGCUGCUUUCAAAGACACAUUUCUUUUGAUAAUGAUUACAGCUUGAAUAGGCCCAGACCUGCAGUAUUGAUGUUUAAGCUUUUUGCUAAGACAAAUUGUGCAAGGUCACCAAAAUAAAACAUUCAGCUGUUGCUGAUUCACUGUGAUAAUGAGCCCUGUGUGAAGUCAUUAACACUCACAUCUGCAGAAGGAUUGAACACAUUUUGCUGGCUUCAUGAAACACAAAGAAGAGAUACAACUUGCUUUCUUGGGGUUAAAAAAAGGAAAGAUUUUAAACACUAGAGAGAGGCUCAAUAAUCAAUAUGCUGUGGUUGUGGAUCCAGGGAGUGAGAUUUCUCUGAUGUAGGUUUAUGGUUUCCAUUUUCAGGUGCCAUAGAGAUAAUAUUGUGCAUAUAAUAUCAAAUCUAUAAUUGUAUUCUAAAAGUUCUUGACAUCAGGAGUCCAGCCAUUCAACACUGGACCAGUCUUCUCUGGAUUUUGACUACAACCUGAACUAGUGUUGUAGUCAUGUCAUCAAACCUCAAGUCCAGGUCUUAAGUCAUCUAAGGAGAAUGACUUGAAAUGAGUGAAAUUCCCAUGACAUGAGCCCAAGUCCCAGUCGAGUUCACAUUGUAAAAGUGUAUUGUUUAAGAAUGACCAAUCCAAACUUUGGACAGUAUGAGCCUGGAUUUAGUUAGGGUGACCAUAUUAAGAAUCCCCAAAAAGAGGACAAGACUAGGCAAGGGGGCCAUCAUGGAGUCUCAUGAAGUAAAUUUUAAGAGUUUUUCAGGUUGGCUGGAGUGUUUUUUUUACGUGCUUUUAACUCAGUAAACCCACACUACACAAACUCAAAACUUCCAAACAAAACCCCGGACAUUUGAAGGAUUUUAUAAACUUCCCUGGACAAGGCCAGACAGGCCGGACAGCCCCCUAAAAAGAGGACAUAUCGGAGUAAAAGAAGACAUAUGGUCACCCUAAUUUAGUGUUAGUCUUUUGGUUGUGUAGAAAACACAUUUGAUCUACUCCCAAGAGACCCAGCUGGAGAUUUAAAUAAGCAUUAAAGCUACAGCUCUGUUUUAUAAAUGCUCUCCAUGCCUCCUUCAAUAGAGAUAACACUCAGUGUUCCUGCUGCUGUGGGAUCACUGCAGGUGUCUAAUCAGCUCAAAAAUACCACAACCCAGCUCAUAUUAAUCAGAAUUUCAACCAACUACACAUCUACCACAUGGUGGUUGAGUCACUUAUGAUGCUAGCAGUACUAUUCACCUUCCAGCUGUUACUUACAACAGCCCAAGUAGGCUAACUUUCGCAUCAGUCUUGUUUUUCAGCUGCUUCCUGGACAGAUCGCUGUCAAAGUUAAAGUUUGUUCCCUUCUUCUUCUUGGUGUUUUUUUUCUUUCAUACCACACACGUUGUACGGCUCUUCCCCACAUUUUUACCAUGAAAUGGUGGAAAGCAAAAUGCACAAUUCAUAAUAUCCCUUUCAGCAACCUGGAAAGAACUGGCAGGAUCAAUAAAAGCUGACUCUAACAAUAAAUAAAUCCAUCCACUGAGUCCUUUGAGUUGAGCUCAAGUUAAAGUAUUAGAGUGGAUUACUUCAACACCAACCUCGGUUUAACUGCAUUGUCUGGUCCUCUCUUGCAUUACACUGAGAAAUACAUUUUUAAUAAAUAUCUGAAACUAACUUUUUCAGAAUCAAGAAAAUUCAUUUUUUAAUACAUGUCAAAAUGUGGACAUAUAUUUUUGGUGUAAUUUCUUUGAACAGUGUUUUUUUUCACAACCCUCCUUAAAGGUAAUCCUUGAUCACUUAGCCUGUACAUUUCCAAAGAUGAUAGUCGACAGGAUGGACUAAGGAAAAGUGUACAUGUUUGCUUUCAAAGAUUCAUUAAUAAUCUUCUAAUUUCCUCCUCCCAGAAUUGGCGGCUCCAUCCCGAUAGUUUACACCUACUUCACUGAGUUCCUGCAGAUGGAUAAACGUGGAGAACAUCUGAGCUGGCUCUGCAUGUUCUGGAUGCUGGGAGGACUGUACGCCUCCUUUACUGCCUGGGGGAUCAUCCCUCACUAUGGUAACACACAUACAGGAUCACACUCACACAUAAAAUACACACAAAUAAUCAGACGUACUCUUUAUAGUCACAGUGUGACGGUGAAGCUUUUAUACUGAUAGGAGACUUAAGAAGCUGAAUCAAAUAGUUGUUUAUUUCAGUUUAUUCAUUUGUCUUUCUGUUUUCUGUGUUACUGUGUAUUUCAGCUUGUUUUUACUAAUUAAAUAUUAACAACUGGCACAGAAACAAGUUCAAAUUUUUGCCACAAUCAGGAAUUUAAAGUGAUUUAGGGAUUCAGGGGUUUUGUUUGUUUACAAAACAUUAUUUGUCCAGGGAUUGAACUGUGUUUGGAUUUAAUUUGAUGCACUGAUUUGGUCAUCUGUAUUUGAGUUCUUUAAAUAUUUACAGGCUCUUUUUUUCACUGCUUGGUUUCCCAGGUUGGGGCUUUGCCAUCGGGACAGAGUUCCAGAUCCACAGUUGGAGAUUGUUUAUGUUUGUGUGUCUCUUUCCUGCACUGGCUGCACUUAUUGGACUCGUCUUCAUGCCAGAGAGCCCUCGGUUCCUGCUGGAGGUAAGAUCUGAUUAGGAAAACUCUAAACUCUUCAAAACAAAAAAGACUUAUUUUUCUGUGCUGCUUACACAGCACAAAAUAAGUACAACAACAAUGUUAUUGUGAUGUGUACACUCUUCAGUAUGAAACACAUCAAGCUGUGAUUGGCUAAAAUCUGUUGAGUCAUCAGCCACCACUGCAACAUCCCACUGCUGUGCAAAGGUAGCGAACGGUUGUUAAGGCCCCAUCAGGACACCACCUCCCCUCUUUCUCAUCCAGCACAUUGUCAGACCUUUAACCGCAUGUGGUAUUGUAUUUGUGUGUUACAGCAGAGCUGCUCCAGCUCACACACCCCCCAAAUUAUUACACAUUACCCCGUCUGAUAGAGGCGGACCACCUCAUGGGAACAUUGUUACUUAGCUGAGUCUGGGUGCUGUAAAUGUGGGGACUAUAUGUGCCAUGAACCCGGACCAAAAUAGAAAUGUUUCUGUGUGUGUUUUUCAGAACGCACGACAUGAUGAGGCAUGGAUGGUGUUGAGACAGGUUCAUGACACCAACUGGAAGGCCAAAGGAGAGCCAGAGAGAGUGUUCACUGUAAGACCUUUUGAAUUUCCCUCUGGGAUUAUCUAUCUAUCUAUCUAUCUAUCUAUCUAUCUAUCUAUCUAUCUAUCUAUCUAUCUAUCUAUCUAUCUAUCUAUCUAUCUAUCUAUCUAUCUAUCCAUCCAUCCAUCCAUCCAUCCAUCCAUCCAUCCAUCCAUCCAUCCAUCUCACUAGACAUUUGCAUUUCUCAUUUUGUCAUUAUACAUAAUUAAAAUGUAGCUCUUCAGUCACAAAAAAGUAACCGUAACAUAGUUUCUGUAAAGUCCUGCAUUCAUGUCUGAAGAAGGUUAAUACAUCCAAAGCAACAGCAGAUGCCAUAAUGGAAACACUGGCUAUAAAAUCACUCUUGACUACUGAAUAAACUAGCAGAGAGGUCAUGAUCUUGCAGCCCAGCAAACAACUACACUGUGCUCACUUGUUAGUCUAACCACCGUAACCAUAUCUGAUAAUAUAAAACCUGUAGUCCUGAUAUUAUCAGGAAUAAACAAAUGAGGAAUAAAGACAGGAGCCGCUUUUAACCAGAUCUGAAACAGGUUUUAUUCUGCUGUCCUUUAUUUCCUGUCUUACAUUAUUGGACAAACUGAUUAAUCCAGGUGUGUCUGAGCCGUCACAAUGAUCAAUCACACCUAGAUUAAUCAGUUUAAUCUGUCCAAUAAUGUAAGACAGGAUAAAAAUGAGCUGCCUUAUGUUCAGGAAGUAGUGGAGCUGUGCAUAAAGCCCAUUGAGUCUCCUUGGCUUGUAGAGUCACCCUCAUGUGGACACUAGAGGAACUGCAGUUUCCCCCCCACAAUCCUCUACAUUGGUGUUGUUUAUCGCCUUGGAGGUUUCAGGCUGGUGUAUCUUAUCCUCAGCCUAAUCUAUGUCCUCCUGCAUAAACAGCUGCAAAUUUUUAUUCUUCUAUCAACAAUAAAAUUCUGCACAUGUGCACAUUACAGUAGACUUUUUUUAACAGGGCUAAGUAGAAAAAAUCAAAGUCAAUCAAAUCCUAUUAAAAGUAAUUGAUUUAAAAUGUUUUAUUUUGUUUGUUUCAACACAGUCAUGAUACAUUUGGUCUAAACUCCUCUCAUUUUGUGAAGGUGACAAACAUUAAAACUCCACAAACCCAAGAGGACGAGUUCAUAGAGAUCCAGAGUGACACUGGAACCGCUUUCCAACGCUGGACCGUCAGACACAUGACCAUGCUGCAACAGGUCUGCACAUCACUCCAAUGCAGGAGUGCAAAAUAACUUUGUUUUUGGAUUACCUAUGGUUGUGAAAAGUUUCCUUUAGUAACCUUUUCAUGCUGGCACAAUUUAAUCUGUCUGUCUGUCUGUCUGUCCUCCUUUCAGGUGAUGGCUAACGUCAUGUCUCUGUCAGCUCCAGAGCUCAGACUGCAGGGCCUCUUCCUGGUUGUUGUCUGGUUCUGCAUGGCAUUCAGGUAGGGAAGAAACUAUUUAGCUUGCAAAGGCAUCCCGCUUGAAUACACCUACAUAUCUCCUGGUGCAUUUGCAUUCGAAUCAUCUGAUUUUAGAAUAUUUUAAACAGGGAUAUUUGACAACUUAUCUGAGGCAGAGCUUAUCUGUAAAGAGAGAGAGAUUGUCACUGGUAAAGUUUAAUAACAUUUUCUACUUACACUUUUGAUAGCAGAUCAUUUCUUAAAGUGCUCAGAUUGUAAGUUUGUGUUUGUUUCAGCUACCAUGGCCUGGGAGUGUGGUUCCCUGAUAUGAUCAAAUACAUGCAGUAUGAGGAGUACGAGUCCAAGGUCCGAGUGUUUCACAGAGAACGAGUCGAACGUUUCCAUUUCAACUUCUCCUUGGUCAACCAGAUCCACCGUGAGGGGGAGUAUGUCCAUGACAAGUAUGUUUCAGUUUACAUUACCAGGCAUGUAAAUGUACACGCGUUGGUCAAAGCUCUCAAGCAUCACGUCUGCUUUUUAUGUCUCAUUUUAGGUUUGCAAACAUCGAGAUUAAGUCUGUGAAAUUUGAGGAUUCUCUGUUUGAAAACUGCUACUUUGAAGAUAUCCGGUCCACCAACACCUUCUUCGAGAACUGCACCAUCAAGAACACCGUCUUCUACAACACAGGUAUCGUGCAAAAUUAAUGAUUUUAUAAAUAAUUUUUAGCUCUGUCAGGUUUAGACAUCAGUGAAUAUCAUCAGGAUUGACUCAGACUGUUUGUUUUGUUUCUUUUUACAUCUACCUGUCCUCUCCAGACCUCUGGCAGGAAAAGUUCAAAGACUGUCGAAUGGAGAACACCACCUUCCUCCACCCGAAGAAAGGCUGCCAUCUGAACUUCCAGGAGGAGAAUGAUAUCAUAAUCUACAUGGUCAGCUUUCUGGGCAGUUUGGCUGUGUUGCCUGGAAACAUCAUCUCUGCAUUGUUCAUGGACAAGAUAGGGAGAAUCAAGAUUAUAGGUGAGAUUAUUACAAAGCUUAAGUAAAGUGGAAGGAUAUUUUUGGGUGUCUUUUUUUGACUGAUGCGUUUAUCAUUUCUCCUCAAAGGUGGCUCCAUGUUGGUGUCCUCGGCCUGUACUUUCUUGUUACUGCUGAGUUUCAGUCAAGGAGCUGUUAUAUGUUGGCAAUGUCUCUUCUACGGUGCCAGCGUGGCGGCCUGGAACGGACUAGAGGUCAUUUCUGUUGAACUCUAUCCCUCUGCUAAAAGGUACAGUACACCCUAAAUUCUUUGUCUUUCUCUUUAUCCCUUCUCUGUCAGUUUUUGCAAACUCAACAAGUUUUCAUGGAUAGUUCUCUAAUAACACACUCAGGGCUAGGAGCUUAAAUGCUGUUGUUAAUUUGCUGUGCUGUCCAGGUGGGUUGAAUAAACAACAGGAUAAAAACAGUGUCUGAGAGGAGAUUUGGAGGUUUUUUAAGAUAUAACAACUGACUCAACAACUCAAAGCUGCUAGAAGAUUAUCCUUUUAUAAAUCCACUUCCUAAAUCCACUUCCUAGCUAAUAACUUAAUAGUUUGAUGUUAUGACAGAGAAAUAUUUUAAACCUGAGAGAGAACAUUAGUUUUUGUCUUUUUUUUGUCAGAUUCACGACACUUAUCCUCCUUGAAACCCUUAACACAGUCAUAUGACAUAAUAACAGCCAAAGUACUGAAGCGACUCAGUCUGAGCUUGAUGCUUGACAAAAACAUCCACGGUGUGAAUAUAGCUGAUUAACAAAUGGUUGAACCUUUCAAUUAAGCAACAAUACCCCAAUAUUAGCGUAGCAGUCAGAGAGCACAGAGGCCUUGGAAAGCUUAUCCAUAUGUUGGGGGUGUGCCUGCCCAGAGGUGAGGCAGGUGAUGUCUGUUUUGACCCCUGUGUUGUCUUUUGAGUCAAAAAUGACCCCCACCAUAUUUUAAGGGAUAUUCCAGUGUAAAUUUAAGUUUUGGUCAAACACACCGUAGUAGGUCUACCAAGUUGGACACCCCCUCAAGAGAUGAAUGUUGCAGACUGCUUGCUUCUCUAGUGAUACCAACUUCAGCAACGACUGCACAAAAGGAAUACACAGUGGUCUACCACAUCACAUGCAAACCUCAACCUCAACCAAAAAGCCACUCUAUAGCCUCAAAUAAUGCUCAGAACAGCAUCUAACUUCAUCAACAGUACAUUUAGGGUCCCAGCCAUAGUUCUAGCCACCAAACAUCUUUUUAACUUUGACUGGUUUCUUUAGCAGCGAAAAUAUAUACACAACUCACCCACUCUCCUCCAGCAGCCGCUUGUUUGUGGGGGAGCUGUGACGAGUGCAGCGGAGUUUAGCAGCUUAAGGAAGAACAUUUAUGAUUAUUACCUCAUGAAAAUGCAAUCAGAGUUCCUGUGUAUCUUGUAAGUGCACUGCAGGCGUGGUAGUUCUUCUGCCUUAGCAUCUCGGCCUGAUUGCAUUUCCAUGAAGUAAUAAUCAAAAAUGUUCUCUGUCAGCUGAAAGUCAGCUGCGCUCAGUGAUCGACUCGUCAGGGCUCCCCCACAAACAAGCGGCUGCUGGAGGAGAGUGGGUGAGUUGUGUAUAUUCUCGCUGCUAAAGAAACCAGGCAAACUUAAAAAGAUGUUUGGUAACUAGCACUAUGGCUGGGACCCUAUAUGUACUGUUGAUGAAGUUAAGUGCUGUUCUGAGCAUCAUUUGUGAUUAUAGAGUGGUGUUUUGGUUGAGGAUUACGCAUGAAGGCAUAGACAGCUGUGUAUUGCUAUUGUGCGAUCGUUGCUGAAGUUGGUAUAACCAGAGAAGCAAGCGGUCGGCAACAUUCAUCUCUCGAGGGGGUGUCUAACUCAGUGUUCCGAUGAGUUUGACCAUAAUUUAAAUUUAUGCCGGAAUAUGCCUUUAAGAGUGGAUAAAACUGCCUUUGUUCCGAUUUUUACUGUUUGGAUUUUUAUAAACUCCCCUGGAAUGACCCAAACAUUUGAAAAAAAAAAAAGUCUUUCUCCGUAUUUCCAUGUGAGCAGUUCAUCAACAGGUUAGAACAGGUCAUUUUAACCCUGCAGUCAUUAUAACGUCCAAACAUCACAAAAAAAAAAAAAAAGCCUGCCUGAAAAAUACUGUCUGUUUCUCUCACAUACACAUAUUCACAGGCACACAGCGCAAAUGACAGGUUGACGAUGUGGGUGCUCCUCAUUAAACUCAAACAAAAGUCAAACUACACAGAAUAAAAGCACACGAGAGUACACCCAGUUCUGUCAAACAGUGUUGAAUCUGAAUUUUUCACAUGUUCUUUUAGCACAUGUGUGAGAGGAUAUCACCAUGUUAAGAGAAAUGUAUGUUUAGUUUGUUUCCUGUGUAAAAAAAAAACAAAUGUGGUUAGAAAUGUUUCCUGCAUGCCUUCUUCCUGUGGUAAAGAGGAGGGUUUUUUAUUAGUAAAACUUAACACCUUUAUUAAUAACAGAACAACACUUGAAGCUCUUCCUCUGUAAAUACAAGUAUUCAAACUGGUGUGAAGUACUCAGAGGAGAUGAGUUUAUUCAUCGAACAUUUUCUUUCCUCCCCGCAAAGAGAGAAAAGCCAGAUAUCAACUAAAGCAGUGAUAAAUGACAAGUUCUUUGUUCAUCUAAUGAGUUUUAAGUUUCUAUUCAGUCUGGCUUUUUUAUUUUUGAGGUUUAGCCUAAGGGGUGUGAACAGAGUACAAGGACAACAUCAGAGUUAGUUUUUACAACCAUUUAGAGGAGAAAAAAUGAUAUUGAUAAAAAAUUCUGUUUUUCUGUUUAAGCAUUAAUGACCAACACCAGGUGGGCUGGCUAACUACCUCAUGACCUUAAGUGGUAAUAAAACAGCACUUUUACAGCUAAGAAGAAAAUUAAUCUUGUUAUAUUAAUUUUUGGGGUUGUGAUUAAAGCCCUACUUAAAACCAAAACACGGAUCAUAAUAGAGUGAAGGUGCUCUUAAAAUGAAGGCUAGCACACGUGUUGGUUUUUCAGCCUUUUUUUUUCUCCAGUAAUUCAAACUAAAUUUAUCAGCAUGAAUAUAAAUGAUGUUGCAGAAGUAAAAAGGGUUUCAGCGUAAUAACCCAUACAAUGUGAUUACCAGCAUGUUUCCACCAUAGACUGUGUAUAGAAUGGACGCCGUCUGCCUCCUCGUUGGGUGAAGCCACCGCAAGAACAGCACCCUCUAGUGACAGGCUGCAGUAUGGGUCAUAAAUCCUGCCUCCUCCAGCAAUCCUUAUGGAGCUGUGGACAAACUGUAUAUACUAUAUACAAUCUAUGGUUUUUACACUGUAACCAGUGGUUUGUAAUUUCAACCAUUAAAACGUUAUAAUUAACUUUUUAAUACACAAGUCAGAGCUUAUAUGCUAGUAGGAGGUUUUUUUUGUUUAAAAGUUGCAUCUGCUUGGUCAAUAUCCCAUAACAAUGGUCUAACUCUUAACAGCACACAGCUAGAAUGAAUAUAAGUCCUUAUCACAGACUAUUAUGACUCACAAACUGUAGUCAUAAUAACUCCACCUAUAGAGGUCCAGCUCAUUUGAGGUCCAUUAGUUUAUUGUAAGAAAAAAAAACUGCAGGGAGAAGGCAGGGGAGUUUUAAGGACAAAGAAACUCUAGGAACUUUAUCUCUUAUUCAAAACUGUGUGUAAGUUUUUAUGAGAUUUUUUCAGAUCUAAGAUUGCUUAAAGAAAUUAUAGUGUUCUGGCAGCAUUCGUUCUCAACAUCUGUCACUUUAAAGCACACAUCUGCCUGUUAAAUGCAGUGAAUAAAGGCUGCUGUGUUCUUGAAGUAAAAUGGUGCAGGACAGUUCUGCUGGAAUAUCAGAGAAAACAGAUUGAACUUAGAGUCACGAUAAGUCAUCUGAAGCAGUGACACUCCACUUUUUCCCCUGCAAACUUUUUCAUAACCUUUUUUUAUUUUCUAUGACUCUUAUUCUUGACAGCUAUCCAAUCUUACCAACAAAGAAAGAGCUGUGUUGUCAGAGUAUAUUCAACUCACCAGUCAUCCAUAUGAAGUUCUAUAUCUAAUCUGUUUCUGCUUUUCUGACUCUGCAGAGGGACAGCGUUUGGUAUCCUCAAUGGGAUCUGUAAGUUUGCCGCCAUCAUUGCCAGCUUCAUCUUUGCAGCCUUCAUCGGCGUCACUAAGAUCAUCCCCAUCUUCCUGGCCUUCGCCGCCCUCGUCUGUGGGGGUCUGGUGGCUCUCAAGCUGCCUGAAACCCGGGAGAAAAUCCUCUCUUGAAAAGCCAAACUCCUGCAGCCUCCAGGGCCCAAACACAGUACAGCUACGAGGAAAUCUAUCAGGGGGAAGUAAGAGCUGAAACUGAAAUGGAAAGACACGUGAGGAAAGCCGUGCUGUGCUUAGCUGUGUGUAAGAGUCUGCCAUGGUUAUAAGAUUAAAAAUAUUGAAAACCUGUCUGGUUGCCUACGUGAACCUGUGGUUGCUUUCUAUUCCCUCUGUAAGCUCCUCAGGCUGCCCAGCAUUUCUGUCACAUCAUAUGAAACCUGUGUUUGUCUUUUCCUUUCUAUCAUUUACUGCCCAUCCUUCUGUUUCACACACACACAUACACACACAGCGUAGAAACUUUUGUUUUGUUUGAGGUUUGUGUACAAGAAAGAUAAUUAUGAGAUGAAAAUGUGUCUGUAUUUGAAGGUGUUGUAGUUCAUGUGACCAUGUUGUGCUAUGAAUUCAUUCCCUGUUGGAAAAUAAAGGAAAGAGAGCGGACUUUAAGUGAUAACUUGGAUUUUAUUGGAAUCCCGUUUUCACUGCCGGGGCUCGGCAGCAAUAUUACUGCUGGGGUUGUUAUUCAGAAAACACCUCUUUCCAUCAUCCACUUUUUAUUUAUUCUGCACUGUCCUGUGGUUUAUGUAGUCGAUUUAGUCUAAAUUGUCUUUCCCUAUCGACACCAAAGCUGUUCUUGUCUGAUCAAACCCGAGCAGUCGAUCAGAUCCUCCUCCCAUCUGUCUUUCUGUCCACGCUGAGACGUCACGUCUGUUUUUCAUUGUGUUCUGUAGAUGCUGAUAAAGUAGGAUGAGAGUCACAUCUUGCCAUGACAAAGUGUAAGGAACUGUUAUUGUUUAAUUUGUGUGUCUUUUUUUAUCUAAAAGAGAGGCUGACAUAAAACUGUGAGAUUAGUUGUUUUGAUAAAAUGCUCACUUUGAUGAAAAACAGUUUUACAGAACCCGCUGCGUUUAUCUGACGACGUGUGACAAGAUUUACAAGGAGCAUGUUACAUUUAUGGUUUGACUGAUCUGUGUGUGUGUGUGUUUAUGUGUGAGUGUGUGUGCGUGUGAUUGUUAUCCACUUGUCUGUGAAUUUACUGACACACAGUAGUCUGACCACUUAACUUUAUUUGUUGUUGUACAUACUGUAGACCUGUGUAUAUUAGCUGUAAAAUAGUAGCUCCAUCAUGACUUGAAUAAAGCUGAGGACUUAUGAG